CUCGCAGUUUUAGGGAAGCGACCAGUCGGGAUAUGAAGAUUUGAACCCAGGACCACACGCGAAGGCAAGUAUGUAUAUAAGGAUACGAGGGAUGAUGGUAAGAGGAUGAUCAUAAGAUUGGCUGGGAAUCACAAGCACCGUUUUGGAAGCAGAAGCCUCUGCCCUUACUUCUCUGCAAUUAAAAGCUGUAUACCUUCUUCUACCAUUUCACACCCACCAGCUCAUAAGACAAACACUACUGUCUCCUGCUCCAAAGGCUAGAGCUGUGAUUCCAUACUUAACCAGAAUCAGGCUGCGUUCAACUAGUUCGAUGUUGGUUGAUGAGCAAAUGGUGCCUGAAAAUAGUGUCCAACAAAUUGAGUUACUCACUACUACUGAUGAUGACUAUGGAGGAGUUCACGUAGAAAUAAAGAAUUCUAUGGAUUCUAAUGUCUUUGGCGAUUUGCUUAGAGCUUCAAUAUUGCAAUGGAGGCAAAAGGGGACAAAGGGUGUGUGGAUUAAACUGCCUAUUGAACAUGCAAAUCUUAUUGAAGCUGCAGUUAAGGAAGGCUUUUGGUACCAUCAUGCUCAACCAGACUACUUGAUGCUUGUACAUUGGAUUCCCAAGACUGCUCAUACUCUUCCUGCAAACGCCUCACAUCGAGUGGGCAUUGGUGCCUUUGUUGUUAAUAGUAAAAGAGAGGUUCUCGUCGUUCAGGAAAAUAGUGGCAUAUUCAAGGGUACAGGUGUGUGGAAGCUCCCUACUGGGGUUGUCAAUGAGGGCGAGGAUAUCUGUACAGCAGCAAUUAGAGAAGUUGAGGAAGAGACUGGGAUUAAGACUGAAUUUGUGGAAGUUUUAUCAUUCAUGCAAAGCCAUAAGGCAUUCUUUACCAAGUCGGAUUUGUUUUUCGUUUGUAUGUUGCGACCACUCUCCUCAGAGAUUCAGAAGCAAGAUGAAGAAAUUGAGGCAGCCCAGUGGAUGCCAAUUGAUGAAUAUUCAGCUCAACCUUUUGUCAAGAAAAUUCUUCUCUUUGAUAGCAUUGCCAACAUAUGCUUAGCAAAGAAUGAUAUGAAAUACACUGGGUUUUCUCCACUUUCUUCCACUUCAAACUCGGGUGAAACUAUCACCUUGUACUUCAACAGUGAGGAUUUGGAGCAAUCACUGUCUUCUGGUAAUCAGGCCUAGAAAGUAUACUUGCUACCGUUGUAUACUCAAUAAAUCUGUUGCAGUGUGACCAAAUAAGAUUGCAUACCUGCUAGCCUUGUAUGCUCGAUAAAUCUGUCUCAGUGGGAGCCUUUUUAGUAAAACCAAACACGUAAUGUGUUACCUAUAUGUAUGUUUUACUUGAUACAAAUAAAAGAAGGGUCAAUAAAGAAUGCAUAUUUUCUGUUUAUCCAUGUCCUAUUCCUCAAUUCUCACGAUCCAUAGGGGAGUUCUGAACCAAAUGCUCACACAAUCUGCUGACUUAACAAUGUGUAGGCAGAACAUGGUGCCUGGUUAGGAUGAAUGCUGAUGUAGAACCUUUUGUUGCCACCUUCUCCCACUGAAAUACACAACCAGCUUCUUGUUUUGUCUUUGUGUGGGAUCCAUGCAAAUAAGUCAACCUUCUUCUCUCUUCUCGAAUUGCCACAUGCCUUGGUAUGUGUCACACUUCAGCGUGGCAGUGAAGCUUGAAUUCAGAAGAAAAAUGCUGAAAAAAUUAGUAUAAAGUAGUGGGGAUGCUGUUACACCCAUCUCCAUGUAGUUCUCCAUCUCUGUUUCCUAGUUGGUGUUUCAGGUAGUCAGAAGCAAGAUGUCUUCUGCAAAGCUGAUGUUUCUGCUAGUGCUUUGGUUGUUGGUCUCUAGAACCUACUGUGCACGGAAAGAUGGAGUUUAUGGUGAUGGAGUCUCUACACCAAGUGAUUGUCAGAACUGUUCUAUUUGCCCAUAUCCAUGCCAUCCUCAAUCUCCACCACCACCACCAGGGUACCCAUCAUCUGGAGCUCCUCCACCGCCUGCUGCUACAGGCAAUUGCCCACCAACAUCUGCUGGGUGCUGCCAAUAUCCUCAGCCCUCUCCUCCCUCACCUUACACUUAUGUGCCUUACAACAACUACUCGGCUUCACCGCCUAUGCCUUUGUCUUCAAAAUCCCCAGUCUCUAUCUUAUUUACUAUUGUCAUUUUGUUUGGUUUUGUUUCCCUUCACCUGGUUUGAAGGGACAUGUCAGAUUAUUCUAUCUUGUAUUAGUUUUGAUGUAGAGAUGGUUGAAUCUUACAGUAAUGUUUCAGCUAUAGUGUAUGUGAUGUUAUAAAUGUUUUCCCUUGUUCAA
Messenger RNA from Vitis vinifera (wine grape), 2289 nucleotides. Its product is annotated as nudix hydrolase 2-like. Gene Ontology annotation, molecular function: ADP-ribose diphosphatase activity; NAD binding; NADH pyrophosphatase activity. Lineage: Eukaryota; Viridiplantae; Streptophyta; Magnoliopsida; Vitales; Vitaceae. The transcript has 9 exons. Bases 311 to 1165 code for a protein of 284 amino acids. The record is from RefSeq and is a predicted model, not a curated record.